AUGGAGAUGUUAAAAAAAAAAUGUAUUGAUAAUUUUAUUCCUGAACAACAUCUUGCUUACGAUGAAAGCAAAAGUCCAAAAGCUAACACUGUUUACGAACAAUUAUUUGGUAAAGCUGCAAGUCCUUUAUUAGUUCUUAUAGAUGAAAUUCCUGAAGAAAAGAGGCAAUUAAGUUAUUCUUUUUACAUGGACAAUUUAUUUUCCGAAUUCAAAAAGACUGUCCUUUACAAAAUAAAAAAUUAUUUGCAAAAAAAAGAACGCGGUUACUUUGAAACAGCCAUGGAUAAAAAUGAUGGUCUUUUGUAUGUUCGAUGGAUGGACAACGCUGUGGUAACAAUGAUAUCAACUUCAUGUGGUACAAAAGAAAUAAGUCAUGUAAAAAGGUAUUCUCAACAAAAAAAAACAAAUAUUUUGGUUCAAAGACCAAGCUUAAUUGCAAAAUAUAACACAUACAUGGGAGGUACUGACCAAAUGGAUCAAAAUCUUGGAUGUUACCGCAUUGGAGUUCGUGGGAAAAAAUGGUAUUGGCCUCUAGUGACAUGGAUGUUUGAUAUAGCAAUGCAAAACAGAUCAGGACGAAUAUCAAAAUCAAUUUGUUCGACAGACUCUCGUAUAUCAGAUACAUUACGGUAUGAUAAAACUGAUCACUUGGUACAACAUACAGAAGAAAAAAAAAAGAAAAAGAUGUGCCGGAAAAAAUUGCAACUCAACUGUACGAACAAUGUGUUCAAAAUGCUCUGUUGGGUUAUGUAUUAA
Messenger RNA from Sipha flava (yellow sugarcane aphid), 756 nucleotides. RefSeq names its product piggyBac transposable element-derived protein 3-like. Gene Ontology annotation, molecular function: sequence-specific DNA binding. The coding region runs from base 1 to 756 and encodes 251 amino acids. NCBI's taxonomy places the organism in Eukaryota, Metazoa, Arthropoda, Insecta, Hemiptera, Aphididae. The record is from RefSeq and is a predicted model, not a curated record. The transcript is spliced from 4 exons.